GGAUGCGCGGCGCUGCGAUGCGACCAUGGUGAUGUGCCGCCGCCGCCGGGGCGUGUGACGCGAUACGAAGGGCUGCGAUGCGAUGCGCGAUCGGUCUUGCACUCUCUGCUUGCUUGCUUGCUUGCGUGCUUGUCCAUAGCAUGCUAGGUAUAGGUAAGGACAUACAUACCUAUGUACGGCCAGGCACAACGGCCCAACAGUAUGCACCUUGCACACCGUAUUUACCGCGUACAGGCAUCAGCAGUAGCAGUAAGCAAGCAAGCAGACCUACUUUUCCGCUCUACCUGCGACGUCUCAAGCAAGGCACGUAGCGGGGCAGCGGCGGCGGCAGUGGCGGCGAAAACGGCGCGGCGCAGCGUGGCGAAGGAGCCCAAAGCCUGCUGCCUGUCUGCUUGCUUGCUUGCUUGCUUGCCUGCUUGUCUGUCUGGCAUCCCUCCCAUCCGCAUACCCCGCCUCGAGGCGAGGGCGAGGCGAGGCGAAGCUGCGGCUGUAGGAUUACGCGUAUAUGCUUUUAGGAGCAGGGAUAGCGGAGCAGGGCAAGGCAGGGCAUACAUAGCGGGGCAGGGUUUGGCGAAGGACGGAGGCCGUCGUCUGGGCGCUGUACGUAACAGGGCGGGCGAGGCGGUGUGGCGAGCGUUUGCGAGGAUGCGAGUGGAUAGAUGGGUGGAUGGAUAGAUGAAAGGAAGGAUGAAUGGAGGAGGGGCUCAGGCUACG
Molecule: messenger RNA, 714 nt
Organism: Aplosporella prunicola CBS 121167
Lineage: Eukaryota; Fungi; Ascomycota; Dothideomycetes; Botryosphaeriales; Aplosporellaceae
Exons: 1
Coding region: 172-675 (167 amino acids)
Source: RefSeq, a predicted model, not a curated record